AUGGCACCGUCACUCAGCAAGGUCCUGCCCGACGACGUCGGGAAUGGGACCGUACCAAUCCACAACAUCGCAGCUCUAGCUGUGGGGGCGGGCGCUCUUUUCGUCCUCUGGCGCAUUGCCGUCGUCGUCUACCGCCUGACCCUCCACCCCCUGGCCAAAUACCCUGGACCCAAGCUCUACGCAGCAACAAACCUGCCGCACGAAUGGGGUAUCAACGUGGCCGGAACCUUCGUGCGUGAGAGCCGAGACCUGCACCAGAAAUAUGGGCCCAUCGUGCGUAUCGCACCGGACCACCUCGCCGUCGACGGUUCCAUCGGCUGGCCACAGAUCUUCCAGCACCGCCCGGGAAAGGCCGAGUGGCCCAAGCAGCCCGGAUUCUACUUCGCGGGCGACACGAAAAGCCUGGUCGGCGGCGACCACGAGAACCACAAGCGGCUGCGGCGCCAGCUCAACCACGCCUUCAGCACCGACAGCAUGUACGAGCAGGAGCCCGUGGUGCAGAAGUACAUCGACCUCCUGCUGUCCCAGUUCGCCAAGAAGGCCGCGGUGGGCGAGGCCUUCGACAUCGUCCCCUGGUUCAACUUCCUCACCUUCGACAUCAUCGGCGAACUCACCUUCGCCGACAGCUUCCACAACCUCGACGGCGGCGAGUACCACCCCUGGGUGCUGGGCAUCUUCAAGGCCUUGCUGGGCGCCGGGCUGCUGCGCAUCACCAACGCCUACCCCCUCAUGCGGCCCUUCUUCAAGUACUUUGGCACCUCGGCCAAGAACCUGCAGAUGGAGUCGGACAACCGCCGCCUCGCCAACGAGAAAGCCAUGUCCCGCAAGGCGCUGGGCGAGAGCCCCGGCGGCCGCAGGGACUUCAUCACCUACAUGCUCCAGAAGACGCGCGACGGGCAGCCCGGGUUUGAUGACCUCGACAUCCUCUUGAACGCGCCCUUUAUCGUGACGGCCGGCAGCGAGACGAACGCCACCACCAUGGCGGGCUUUGCCUUCCACGUCGGGCUGAAGAAGUACCGCAACGUGUACGACACGGUGACCGAUGAGGUCCGCAGCGCCUUCAAGAGCGAGUCCGAGAUCGACAUGAAGUCCACCACCCGCCUUCCGUACCUCAUGGCUUGCAUCGAGGAGACGCUCAGGAUGUACCCUCCUGCUGCCCAGACGCCCCCCCGUAUCAGCCCUGGUGCCGAGCUCGAGGGGGAGCAUAUUCCCAAGGGAACCCUCACCACAAUCUUCCAGUACGCAACCAACCGCAACCCCAACAACUUCCACGACCCAGACACCAUGCGCCCGGAGCGGUGGCUCCCAACGACGCACAAGCUAUACAACCCGGCCUUUGCCAACGACAACAAGGCGGCAUUCCACCCCUUCAGCUUCGGCAUCAGGGACUGCCUGGGCAAGAACCUGGCCUACUCGGAGCUGCGCGUCGCCAUCGCGCGGUUCCUCUUCCGCUUCGACUAUGAGCUUCUUCCGGGCCAGGAGGACUGGGUCGACAAGAGCAAGGUCAUCAUCGUCUGGGAGAAGGGCCCGCUCAAGGUGAAGCUGACGGAGAGGAAGUCGGCCCCGGUCGAGGAGUGA
Molecule: messenger RNA, 1578 nt
Organism: Diaporthe citri
Lineage: Eukaryota; Fungi; Ascomycota; Sordariomycetes; Diaporthales; Diaporthaceae
Exons: 4
Coding region: 1-1578 (525 amino acids)
Molecular function (GO): heme binding; monooxygenase activity; oxidoreductase activity, acting on paired donors, with incorporation or reduction of molecular oxygen
Source: RefSeq, a predicted model, not a curated record